UUAUCGUCUGCUUGUAUGGCUUGAAUAAACUCGUGUCGUCGAAAAAUUACUGAAAUAUUGUCAUAUUGUAUGCAUCUUGUGUCAUCAAAGUAGAUUGACAGAGGUUAACCGAAAAUGGGAAAAAAAACAAGUCCCUUAGGGGGGAAAAAAGGGAUUCAACUUGGAAGAGCAAUCAUUAAAGAUCGUUUCGGGAAAGGGAGAGGCAAAAACCGUAAAGGAGACCCAACCAUGUUGCACACAUCAGAGCUCGAUGAUGGUUAUGACUGGGGACGUUUGAAUUUGCAAUCUGUCACUGAGCAAAGUCAGCUCGAUGAGUUUCUGGCAACUGCAGAGCUAGCUGGAACCGAGUUUGCAGCUGAAAAACUUAAUGUUACUUUUGCUAAAACUCAAGCUACAUAUGGCUUGUUAAGUGCAGAGGAGAAAAACAAAGUUAAGCAAGCUCAAGUUCAAAAUGCUUCCCAUCUCAAAAUUCCUCGACGACCACUAUGGGACAGAACCACUAGUGGUGAAGAAUUGCAGCAACUUGAAAGAGAAGCCUUUUUAGCAUGGCGUAAGGGUCUUUCUGAAUUGCAGGAAAUUGAAGGUGUUACAUUAACACCUUAUGAAAAAAAUCUUGAUUUCUGGAGACAACUAUGGCGUGUGAUUGAACGUAGUGAUGUUGUUGUUCAGAUUGUUGAUGCUCGAAAUCCGAUGCUGUUUCGUUGCGAGGAUCUGGAACGAUAUGUCGUGGAAACCAGCAAAGAAAAAAUGAAUCUGAUCCUUAUUAAUAAAGCAGAUUUCUUGAGUGAAAAACAGCGUCAACAUUGGGCCGAAUAUUUUGACACUGUAAAUUUACCUGUUGCUUUCUUCUCGGCAUUAGAGGAGAACCAGAACAACCAAUUACGCAAGUUGAAAUUGCUGGAAGAGGAGGAAGUAGAAGAAGAAGAAGAAGAAGAGAUAUUAGAAGAAGAAGAAGUAGAAGAAAUUGACACAGAUGACAGUGAAUAUGAAGAUGUAGAAGAAAGCGAAGAACAGGAAGAAGAAUCCCGUAUUGUAAAAAAUGAAUCAGUUACAGAAAUUAAAGUGACCGAGGGCGUAACCGAACCAACUGCUGAUCAAACUAAAAAAGACGAAAGUAAACAAGGAAACAAACCAAAUUCAUCCGAAGAUAGUGUUAAAAUUAAAAACAGUACCCGACUACUAUCAGGAAUAGAGCUCAUAGAACUUUUCAAAACUAUUCAUAAAGGAAGAAAAGUUCAAGAGGGUCGUUCAGUUGUUGGACUUGUAGGUUACCCUAAUGUCGGUAAAAGUUCUACUAUCAAUUCUUUACUUACGUAUAAGAAGGUGUCCGUUUCUGCUACUCCUGGAAAAACCAAACACUUCCAGACGUUAAACAUAGAUGAUGACUUGAUGUUGUGUGAUUGCCCUGGUUUGGUUAUGCCUAGUUUUGUUUCAACUAAACACGAAAUGAUUAUUUGGGGCAUUUUACCUAUCGACCAAAUGCGAGACCAUGUUGGACCAGUGAACUUGGUCGCAUCUCUCAUUCCACGUUCCAUCUUGGAGUCCACUUACGGUAUUUUCAUUCCGAAACCAAGUGAAGGAGAAGACGCAACACGACCCCCGACUUCGGAAGAAUUACUCAAUGCCUACGGAUUUAUGAGAGGCUUUAUGACGGCUCGAGGCUUACCGGACAAUCCUCGUUCGUCACGCCAUAUAUUGAAAGAUUUUGUCCAAGGUAAACUACUCUAUUGCAACCCACCUCCAGAAAUAGAUGCGGGUGAAUUUCAAGAAUAUACUAGAGCGGGAAAAAGCAGACCUUUAAAAACGACUGCAGCUCCAACACCUUUUCAAUUAAGAGUCACCAAAACCAACUACAAUAAUGCUCAGUCAAUUGACCAAGCAUUUUUCAGCCAGUCUUUGUCAACUGCACACAGUAAAGGUCGCGCAUCUACUCCAGGUGAAACUCAUACUAAAGGAGUUGCUACGAAUUCCAAUUUUCCAGGAUCUUGUACCACUUUGAAUGAAAGUGAUAAACCUUGGAAAAAACAUAACAAGAAACAUAAACGAGAAAAGCUUCGUAGAGUAUACGCUCAUUUGGAUCAGUGAGCCUGUGUAUCAAAUACUGGAAAUACAAUUUGAUGGUCAUA
Molecule: messenger RNA, 2126 nt
Organism: Daphnia pulicaria
Lineage: Eukaryota; Metazoa; Arthropoda; Branchiopoda; Diplostraca; Daphniidae
Gene: Ns3
Product: large subunit GTPase 1 homolog
Exons: 8
Coding region: 115-2085 (656 amino acids)
Biological process (GO): ribosomal subunit export from nucleus
Cellular component (GO): cytosol
Molecular function (GO): GTP binding; GTPase activity
Source: RefSeq, a predicted model, not a curated record